This is a messenger RNA of Dreissena polymorpha, 15660 nucleotides long. RefSeq names its product basement membrane-specific heparan sulfate proteoglycan core protein-like. Gene Ontology annotation, molecular function: calcium ion binding; cell-cell adhesion mediator activity. The coding region runs from base 497 to 14056 and encodes 4519 amino acids. Gene Ontology annotation, cellular component: axon; plasma membrane. NCBI's taxonomy places the organism in Eukaryota, Metazoa, Mollusca, Bivalvia, Myida, Dreissenidae. The record is from RefSeq and is a predicted model, not a curated record. The transcript has 89 exons. Gene Ontology annotation, biological process: axon guidance; homophilic cell-cell adhesion; dendrite self-avoidance.
AUUAUCUUGCACGUUAGUCUCCAAACACUUAAAUUGACCAAAAGUGCAUUAAUUUGAACACUAGUCGGUUUCAUUUUCCUCUCGUUCUGCCGAAGAUCAACAGGGUUGUAACUGAAGAGAACAUUGUGCUGUUUACCCGUUGAUCAGUCGCGCGUGAAACCUUUAGCUGAUCUUGCUAUUUGAGAGAGACGGGAAAGUUUCAAAUUAACAUGUAGGUAAAAGUGAACCCAGUCUCGUCUCUUUGCUGGCUGGAGACGCUGCAGUACUGGUGGAAAGUGAGACCGGAGUUUCGCUGCUGAAUUUUCUCAUUAGUCAGCACGGAGUGAGAACGAUUAGGACUUGCAUACGGGAGUACACCCUCCAUAGGAAAUAGCUGACAUUCUGCACUCGCCUCAAAUGAAGUGCUUGCGAUAAUUGAAAUAGUUAUCAGUUUGGGAUAUAAGGGCAUUGUCCUAGUGUACCCUUUCUCGGGAUACAGAAUACUGGAUUUCUAACUAUGACAGGACCCCGUUCGGGUCUUUGGACCCUUUUGUUCGCGUUAUGUGUUAUCGGUUCACUUUCUUUAGAAUUGGAGAAAGACUUUGAGUUUGCGGGUGAGAAGGCAGCCCAGUUGUCAGAUGAUGAGGAUCUGCUGGCAGACCAGGAGGGCUCUGGAGACACAGAGGGCAGUGGGGAGGCGCCCAUAUCCCGUGAGACGGUUACCCCCGUACUUAGUGGAAAACCCCUGGGCGUACCCACACUAUACCGGGCCAAGGUGAAUGUGACCAGUCUGUCAUUCACCGUAGAGAUCCAGUCAGCGCGAGCUGAGCGCAGGCUGUCCAGUCUGGCCAUCACACUGCAGCUAGAGAACGCAAUCAACACCUUGCUGGCGUCAAGGCUCCGGGGACAGAUCCGCUGCAGGAUAGUUGACUAUGAACCUGGUUCCCUGAUUGCGGUGUUUGACAUUGACACAGAUGGGUCCCAGAGUGAGGAUGAGAUUGCAGCUGUACUGAAGGGCUCUCUCCGCUCAGGCCUCCUCAACGGGUACAGCGUUAGCCCAGAGGGCUUCCAAUUCAGCCGUGUACGCACAGGGACUGCAGAAUGUUCAGCCACAGUUGGGCGCCAGGCAGUGGCCCAGCCCAGAAGAGCUGCCAACACUAACGCACACCUGAUGGUGACCAACACAUUUCCAUGCCGUGGGUUUGUAAUUUCUUGGAACUACUCUAGCGUGGAUACCAGCAGAGGAUACAUAGGUAUUUUUCGUGAGAUGUCAGAGACUGAGUUUACAUUAGUGGACUAUACUGCAGUGACUCCUGGCAGUGUGGGCCCCCAGCGGGUUGUGUUGACCAAGCCUAUCCUUGUUGAGAAUGGGGACUUCAUUGGCAUCUUCUAUGAUGUAGGGGCAAGGGGAAGUAUUGGAAUGAUUGACUCAGACACCAGAGUUAGUCCUGAUGCACGACCAGACCUGUACUCAACAUAUCAGUUAAGUGCAUCAACUUCUGAUUUCACAAAUGGAACAUUCAGAGUAGCUGACAUUUCAACCACAGAAAUGUUGUCGGCAUUUGCUGUUCAAGCAGAGAUGAGUUACGCCAAUGUUCCAGAACCUACCACCCCAGCAGUGACCGAGUGUACCUCCCAACAGUAUCGGUGUCGUAGUGGCGAGUGUAUCCCUGGAGAAUUUCGCUGUGACAACCAGUUUGACUGUGCUGAUGGAUCUGAUGAGGAGGACGGGUGUGUGAAUUCAGGUUCAAGCCAGGAAUGCAAGGAGAAGGAGUUUCGCUGCAGAAACAGUGGCCAGUGUAUCGCUCAGGAUCUGGUGUGCGACUCUGUUGACGACUGUGGAGAUAACUCAGAUGAAGAAGUUAUAGAUUGUGGCCCGGGUCCAGUGUUGAUCACAUCCUACAAGGACAGCAGCAGCCCCACGGCGUAUACCCUGUCCUGGACUCGUCCCCGGGGCAACACUACUGUCAACAGCUACACCCUCAAGUGGAGAAAGGUGCUGGUUUUGGAUGGCCGACUCACCCAAGAUGGCAGCUACAUUCUGGACAGGGUGCUCACCCAGUUCAGGGAUGUGAUUGUGAGCCCUGGACAGGAGAACUACCGCAUCACAGCCCUUGACCCGGCUUCAUUCUACCAGGUGGAGAUCGCUGCAGUUAAUGAUGUGGGCUCAUCUGUGCCAGUAGCAUUUAUAUUCAGGACAGACACAGCUGGUUGCGAGCCUGGCCAGUUCCAGUGUAGCAGUGGAGGCUGCAUCAGUAUUGACCUGUUAUGUGACAGCAACCCAGACUGCCCCGAUGAUUCUGAUGAGACAGCAGACUGUGGUACUCCAGUGCUGUGUCCAGAGGGUACUGUCCCAUGCGCACUUCCUAACAAUACCACUAAAUGUCAACUGAGUUCCAUUGGAUGUGAUUGCCUGGAGGGUGAGUUCCAGUGUGUGACGAGCAGAAAGUGCAUUGCAGGGGCCCGUCGAUGUGACACACGACGAGACUGCCCUGAUGGCUCUGAUGAGGCCAAAUGUCCUUGCCCCGUGGGCACCUUCACAUGUGUGAACACAGCCAGACAGGAGUGCGUGGAUGAGAGACUCAAGUGUGACAAAUCCAACGACUGCACCGAUGGCUCUGAUGAACUCGGCUGUCCUAAGGAUUGUGGUCCCAACCUGUGGCAGUGUAGAGACCAGUCCUGUGUGCCUGCCAGCAUGCGCUGUGAUGGGCUGUCCCAGUGUGAGGAUGGCUCUGAUGAACUCGAAUGCAGGAAAGCGUGCAGGUCAGAUGAGUUCACAUGCAGGGACGGCAACUGUGUGCAAGGCCGUAUGCGCUGUGACGGUAUACCGCAGUGUGAGGACCGCUCAGAUGAGGAGGGCUGCAAAGAUGACCCCCCAGUGGCUAAUGCUGGUGUUGAUAUCACUGAGAGGUACAGGCCUAACCUGGAGAUCACACUGAAUGGCUCCCUUUCCACCGAUGACAAGGCCAUAGUGCGCUAUGUGUGGAGCCAGCUGGGAGCGGAUGGGGCCCUGCAAGAAGGGCCAGUGAUUCGUGUGCGUGGGCUGAGGGUCGGUCAGUACGAGUUCUCUCUGUUGGUACAGGACGCCAGGGGGCAGACCAACACUGACCGUGUCAGGGUCAACAUUGUUGGUUGCCGUGGGGACCAGUAUACAUGUGCUGAUGGGAACUGUGUGGAGGCAGUGAUGAGGUGUGAUGGCAGACCGCAGUGUGAAGAUGGCUCAGAUGAAGUCGGCUGUCCUACAGAGCCCCCAGUGUGUCCGCCCAGUGACUUCCAGUGUACAACCGUGCGAGGCAUCCCGGAGUGUAUCGACCUGGCCCUGCAGUGUGAUGGCAACAUUGACUGUACCAAUGGCUUUGAUGAAGAAAAUUGUCCUGGAUGCCCUAAGAACUCCUUUGAGUGUGAGAGUGAUGGCCAAUGUAUUCCUGAGAUAAACCGAUGUGAUGGUAACCCAGACUGCCAGGAUCGCUCUGAUGAACUUGGAUGCGUGUGCACGAGUGAGCAGUUCAGGUGUGGUGAUGGCAGCUGUAUCCCCCUCAGUCGCAGGUGUGAUCGACGUGUUGACUGCAAUGAUAGAUCAGAUGAGUUAGCUUGCCCGUGCCGGUCCGGGGAGUUCCAAUGUUUGAACGGCGACUGUGUCCCAGAGUCAGACAAGUGUAAUGGCCGCUAUGAAUGCCGUGACCGCUCAGACGAAAACAACUGUCCGCCACGGAGGCUCUGUCCUGAGGGCUACUUUCAGUGUGGCACGGGCCACUGUCUGUCUGUGAACAGGCACUGUGACUUCGUGCCAGACUGCCCAGACCAGUCAGACGAGAAACACUGUCCGCUCCGUUGCCGCUCAGGGGAGAUGGAGUGUGUGGUGGACAACAAGUGUAUCCCUCGGGAGCAGAUCUGUAACCGGGUGUACGACUGCAGCGACACCAGGGAUGAACUCAACUGCUCACGCUGCCGACAGAAUGAGUUCCAGUGUGAAUCCAACCGAGCCUGCAUCAGUCUCGAUGGUCGAUGUAAUGGACUCUCUGAUUGUAGUGAUGGCUCAGAUGAGAGAGGAUGCCCCACGCGUGCACCAAUCACCAUUUCUGUAAGUCCACGUCAGCUGCGUAUCCGUGCUGGAGCUGAGGCUCUUAUCUCCUGUAUGGCGACGGGAUUGCCCGCUAAUGCCCGCGUGGAGUGGUCCCGUACAGGGGGUCUGCCAAUGCAGUCAGCAGUAGAGGGCGGCAAGCUCAUGAUUCCUGUUGCCAAGACCAUGGACUCUGGCGACUAUGUGUGUCGGGUGGUUGGGGUUCCCGGGGAAUACUCUGAGACUGCAAGGCUGGAGGUUGUACCAGUGGGUCCGCCUCCCAAUCCAGACCCAGACACAGCUAAGUGUGGUCGUGAUGAGGCGGUAUGUCAGAACGGUCAGUGUAUCCGGCGGGAGUACCGCUGUGACGGUGAGAGGGACUGUGCAGAUGGUUCGGAUGAGCCACCAGACUGCUACAACAACUUGUGUGAGCCCAAUGAGUUCCAGUGUCCCUCAGGGCAGUGUGUCAUGAAGAUCUGGAGGUGUGACGGGGAGACGGACUGUGACGAUGGAUUUGAUGAAGCAAACUGCAAGACAAAGCAGCCCGAUGAGCCAUGUGGCACAGACGAGUUCCAGUGUGUCAGCGGGGACCAGUGUCUGCCACUAGCCUACCAGUGUGACCAGGAGAUAGACUGCCUCGACCGCUCUGAUGAGAUAGGAUGUACUGCCCCGAUCAUCACAGUGCCUCCUGUGGCUGAGAUCGAAGUGGAGCUGGGAGGCAUGUUCACCAUCGUAUGUGAGGCCGUGGGUGUUCCGACCCCCCUGAUAGUGUGGCGCCUUAACUGGGGCAACAUCCCGUCAGGUGACCGUGUUACUGUUGUCAGUGAGGCGGGCCGGGGCGUGCUCACGGUGAAGGAUGCCAGGUAUGAGGAUGCAGGCGCAUACACCUGUGAGGCCAUCAACACUCGGGGCUCCAUCUUUGCAAUUCCAGACGCACUGGUCAUCGUUACACGUGUACCUGGUAGUUGCAGUCCACCAUUUUUCAACUCGAUUGCCGAUAGAUCCGAGCAAUGUCUUCGCUGUUUCUGCUUUGGACACACCAUCCAGUGCUUCAGUAGUGAGCUCAACGUAUCGAGGAUUUCCCUGGUCAACAGGCUGCAGUUCGUGAAGGAGGAUGUGGCUGGUGGCAGGACAGACCCCAUAGACGCCACGCUGGUUAACUACCGUGUGAAUACUGGAGAACACGAGGUACUGGACAUCUCACGCAACCUGCCUGCUGGCAGGUAUUACUGGAAACUACCCAGAGAGUUCCUGGGUGACAGGUUGACAAGCUAUGGGGGUGAGUUGAAGUACACAAUCUUCUAUGAGAUCGGGGGCAGAGAGGAAUUAAGAAUCAGUGAUGUGGACGUUGUCCUCAAGGGUAAUGGAAUCACACUGUUCCACAGAGCCAAGACUGUACCAAAGCCAGGUGUUCAGACUUCCAUAUCUGUACAACUCAUUGAGGGCGUGUGGGAGAGGUCAGACAAGACAGAGCGGCGAGGUGACACACCUGUAGACUCCCAGUACGCUGACCGCGCUGACCUCAUGAUGGCGCUGGCAGAUGUUGAGUACAUUCUCAUACGGGGCAAAUAUGACAGGCAACAGACCACUAGCAGGAUUGGAGGUGUUUCCCUGACGACUGCAGUGAAGUAUCCCACGGAGCUGGGCCAGGCCUACCUGGUUGAAGAGUGCACCUGCCCCACAGGAUACACCGGACUGUCCUGUCAGACCUGUGCUGAUGGGUUCACCCGUGUUAAGAGCGGCCCCUACCUCGGUCAAUGCGUGGCGUGCAACUGCAAUGGUCACUCUAAUGAUUGUGAUCCCUACACUGGACAAUGCCUUAACUGCAGACACAACACGCAGGGUCCCAACUGCCAGCUGUGCCAGGAUGGUUACUAUGGUGAUGCCAGAACUGGGACCCCUGAUGAUUGCAAGCCUUGCCCUUGUCCACUUACAGAGGCACCCAAUCAGUUCAGCCGUACGUGUUACCUGGACACUGACAGACAGGUGACAUGUGCUGGCUGCCCUGUUGGCUACGAGGGUCGGCGCUGUGAGGUCUGCUCCCGGGACUAUAUUGGCAACCCACUGACCCCUGGAAGCACAUGCAAGAAGAAGCAAGAGGGUGUGUGUGACCUUCGAGGCAGUGUAUCCAGCCAACCAAACCCUCUCACUGGCAACUGUAUAUGCAAGAAAAAUGUAGAUGGAGUGCUGUGUGACAGGUGUAAGCCAAACUCGUUCUACCUGAGCUCCAGCUAUGAGCUGGGCUGUGUCAAGUGCUUCUGUAUGGGUGUGUCAGAGGACUGUCAGAGCACAUCAUGGAACCGCGCACAGGUCAGUGUAUCGUUCAGCCGAGACUCGUCAGGGGUGCAGAUAGCUGACAUGUUGGCUGUACCUCUGGCUAACCAGCAGGUGGCUGUGGACAGGAACACCAGAGAGCUCACAUACAGGGGCCAGGCAGACAACGAGACCCUGUUCUGGUCUCUUCCCCCUGUCUUCCUGGGAGAUAAAGUGCACUCAUAUGGAGGAGCUCUUAGAUUCACCCUCAAUUUCCGCUCUACAUCCUCAGAUCCCAUUGUGAAGAUAUCAGGUAACGACAUUGACCUUCUACAUCGUGGGCAAGUGAAUGUGCAGCCAGGCAGACCCGUGUCUGUGGCCAUCAUGAUGUAUGAGCAAAACUGGUUCCGAGUGGACGGUCAGCCUGCGACCAGAGAGCACCUACUGAUGGCUCUAGCUGACCUCAAGUAUAUCCUUAUCCAGGCACGCUACAACAGGGGCCAGGAGCCGGCAGGGUUACGCGAUGUAUCUCUGGACAUAGCAGAGGACCGAGUGACCCAGCAGGAGCGGGCAUUCUCUGUGGAGCAGUGCCGCUGCCCUGUGGGCUACAAGGGGCUUUCCUGCGAGGACUGUGAUGUGGGCUACACCCGGUCAGGGGGCGGUAUCUACCUGGGGCUCUGUGUGCCCUGCACCUGUAACGGACACUCUACAGACUGCAACCCAGACGAUGGCACUUGCAGGAACUGUCAGCACAAUACUGCGGGAGACCACUGUGAGCUGUGUGCUGUUGGUUACUAUGGUGACGCCACCCGAGGAACACGUGCUGACUGUCAGAAAUGUCCAUGUCCACUGACAGAGGCUCCCAAUCAAUUCAGUCCAACAUGCCAGCUGAUCCGGCCAGACCUGCCUGCCCAACGAGGAGGUGUGAGAUGUACAGCCUGCCCUGCAGGACAUACUGGACUCAACUGUGAAACGUGUGUUGCUGGGUACACAGGCAAUCCCCUGAAGGUUGGAGACUACUGCAAGCAGGGUAUCCUGUGUGACUGUGAUCAGAGGGGCACUGUGCCCAACACAGAAUGUGACCAGGCCACCAAGCAGUGCCAGUGCAAGCCGUUUGUGCAAGGCCGUGACUGUGCCCGGUGCAGAGAGGGUCACUUCUACCUGGAGAUGGACAAUCCACAGGGCUGCCUGGCCUGCUUCUGCUCAGGAAUCACCAAUCAGUGUAGCAGCUCUAACUACUACAGAGAGGGGUUGCGACCCCAGAUAGGAGCGGAUGGAACCCACAACUUUGUUCUCACCAAUCGUCGACUCAACAAUGUGAUCAGUGAUGGUUUCAUUGUGGAUUCCAAGCGCAACAGUGUCACAUACAACCGAUUUGAAGGAGUGCAGCAGGAGCGGGAAAGCCUGUUCUUCCAGCUGCCAGCCAAGUUCCGGGGAGACCGUGUCACUUCCUAUGGAGGCUACCUGCGCUUCACUCUUGAGUUCUCUGCCCGUCCUGAUGGCAGCAUGUACCGUGAUGUGGACCUGGAAAUCAUUAGUGCUGGCCAGUCCCUGCGUAUCUACUACCUGUUUGAGCCUGCACUGGUGGCAGGCAAAACACAGACCUAUGAAAUACUCCUCAGAGAGAGCUCUUUCAAUGACCUACGCACAAACACAGCUCCAACCCGUGAGACAUUCAUGACAUUGCUCUCCAAUGUGGAGGGGAUACUCAUCAGGGCUACAUACCACCAGAAGAUGGCCUCGGUAACACUGAGAGAUGUCAGCAUGGAUACAGCUAUACCAACACCAACAGGUCUUGGUGGCGCCCCUAUGGUGGAGGACUGUCGCUGUCCCGAGGGCUACACUGGACUCUCCUGUCAGCGAUGUGCAGACGGCUACCUCCGCGUCUCUGAGGGGCGCGAUGGCCUGGGCCGCUGUGUGAGAUGCAACUGCAACAAACAUGCUAACUCCUGUGACCCUGUCUCAGGCAGAUGUCUGAAUUGCCAACACAACACAGAAGGUGACAGAUGUGACCGCUGUGCAGCUGGUUACUAUGGAGACGCAACAUCAGGAACACCAACAGACUGUCGCCCCUGUCCCUGCCCACUGGCGACAGCACCCAACCAGUUUUCCCCCACAUGUUUCCUGGCUGAGGACAGACAGGUGACAUGUGACCGCUGUCCAGUAGGGUACACCGGCCGCCAGUGUGCACAGUGUGCUGAAGGUUACGUGGGCACGCCCAGCCAGCCCGGGGGGUCAUGUCGCCCCCAGAACCAGGACAGGCGCCCUGAGGUUGUGGUUACCCCACUCAGGCUUGAUGAACCAGAGGGGUCCACUGUCAUCUUCCAGUGCCAAGUGAGUGGUGAAGGUCCAUUUAAUGUGGUCUGGAGUCGACUGGACAGUCGUCAGCUCCCUGACAGGGCCACUGUAGGGCCCAGGUACUCCAUGACCAUUCGCAAUGUGAAACUGGAGGACGCUGGCAGAUACCGCUGCACCGCUACCAAUCGUCAUGGCAACACCAGGAGAGAGGUGGAAUUGAGAGUUAUUGGAGGUCAGACACCACUGCAGGUUCGUAUAGACCAGACCCGUGUAGAGGUAGAGGAGGGCCAGUCUGCCAGGCUAGUCUGCACGGUGAUCAGCAGUCCACCUGGAGAGAUGUAUAUCCUGUCAUGGAGCAAGCAGGGGGGCCUGAUGCCCACUAAAGCAAUAGACCAGAAUGGAGUGCUGGUCAUCCCCAAUGUGCAGAGGUCUGAUGCAGGCAACUACGUGUGUAUGGGCUCCAAUAUGAAUGACAUGGAUGAAGCCACUGCUGUCAUCAUUGUCACUGAAGACACAGGACAGAGUCCUGUUGCUAGGAUAGAGCCCCGGUUCCAGUACGUGGAUGAAGGGGCCCCAGUGAAGUUUGAAUGUAUUGUGACUGGCAGCCCCACCCCACAGGUGGAGUGGUACCGAGGGGGAGGGAGGAGUCUCAACCCCGAGGCCCGGGUCAGUGGGGGGGUACUCACCAUACCCAGGGCACAGCUCUCAGAUGAGUCUGACUACUACUGUAAGGCAACCAAUGAGAAUGGACAGACAGAAAUCAGGACCAUACUUUAUGUGAAACCAGGUUCCCUGAAACAAGUGACCAUUAUCGUACGUCAGACCAAGUAUGUGGUGAUAGCUGGUGAGACAGCUCGCCUCGAAUGUUACACAGAGGAAGGGGGUGAGCGUGUGACUCUGUUCUGGUCUCGUCAGGCGGGUCUGCCUCCGGGCACCCAGCAGGCCAACGGUGUGCUGACCAUCCCCAACACCCAGCCUAGCGCUGCCGGACGCUACAUCUGCACGGGAACCGACACAGACACUGGAAAGAUCUCCACAGCAGAGGCACUGCUUGAGGUCAACGUCAAACAAACAACUGUAGCACCGACAGUGACAAUGGAGCCAGAGAAGAUCACCAUCCCCAUGGGAACCACCGGAACGCUGCGCUGUGUCGCAACAGGAACACCACAGCCAACACUCACCUGGUCCAAGUCUCGAGAACAGCUCUCACCUAACCAUCAGGUAACUGGAAACAUUCUACGUAUCACUCAAGCCACAAUGGCUGACCGUGGUAUCUAUGUGUGUCGUGCCGAGAACUCCGCUGGUGUGGCUCAGGACUGGACGACUGUUGAAGUGGAAAGACGUAUCAGGCCGGUGCUUGAUGUGUACCCUAGCACGACCAUGCGAGUGCCAGUAGGGGGCAGCAUGAUGUUCCAGUGCCGUGUGCUGGAUGGGGCCCCCACCCCCCGCAUCUCAUGGGCAAGGUCAGACGGGCUGGCCAUGUCGGGGCGUGUCAAGGUGAUGGACAACGGUGUUCUGAUGAUCACCGGGGUGACCUCAGAGGACCAGGGAGGUUAUGUGUGCACAGCAGAGAACGACAUGGGCGUAGUCACCAUUACGGCUACACUGCAUGUGGAAGGGCCUCCAACCAUCAGCAUUCAACCGAGCAGAACUGUGUAUGGUAUUAUCGGUCAGCGUGUCACCCUGGAGUGUACAGCUGUGGGUGACCCAAUCCCGUCUGUGCGCUGGAUUGAACCAGUCCGCUCUACUCGGGGUGACGUCGAGGUGGAGGGUGGAGACGACAUCCCCCUAGUGACGUCUCCAGGCUCAGCAACCGUGGAGAUCCGUAACCUGCAGAAAUCAGACGAGGGCACAUACAUCUGUGAAGCUGUCAACACUGGUGGCAGAACAGAAGAUCGCGUUCAACUGAUUGUUGGUCAGAGCAGCGUUGGUGUGUCCAUAUCAGGCCCCAGCACCCUGUCAGUGACUGAGGGACAACUGGUGGAACUUGUCUGCACUGCAAACCAGAUUUUGAACCCGGUGAUACGGUGGAGUCGGCGAGAGGGAUCCCUGCCGCCCGGUCACAGUGUACAGAAUGGAGUCCUUACAUUGCCACGCUUCCGGGCGGAAUAUGUAGGCGAAUACAUCUGCACCACAGCAGUACAGACACAGACAUAUGAGGCUUCAGUUUUCAUCAUUGUCACUGUUGCUCCCAGGUUGACAAUUUCUCCACAGCGUAUAACAACAAGGGCAGGGGAGGCUGUGCAGCUGAGAUGUACUGCAUCAGGCAGCGGGCCCUUCAAUAUUGAGUGGUCUCGAGUGGACGCCCAGAUGAACCCGACAGCGGUGGAGCGUGACGGUAUCCUGGAGAUCAGGCAAGUGUCUGCAGCAGAUGCAGGCCGAUACAGGUGUGUCGUAGAGAGCAGCGCAGGAUCUUCUGAAGGAUUUGCUAUUGUCACAGUGGAAGUGCCGCCUGCAGUGAAGGUAGCUCAGAGAGAUGUUUAUAUGGAGUCCAACCGCGUGGCAAGUCUGCGCUGUGAUGCCACUGGUUCCCCAGUCCCAAGUGUGAGAUGGGAGAAAGAGGGGGACCAACUGCCUGAACAACACAGGGUGCAGAAUGGAACACUCACGAUCUACAAUGUGAGGGAUGAGGAUGCUGGCCGGUACAUCUGUACUGCCUCUAGCGCCGCUGGCACUGCCAGGGACUAUGCUGUCCUACAUGUCUCAGGGGGCAGCUCUAUUGACCAUGGAAGGGAUAAAUCCAAUGUUCAGGUGGUGAAUGUGGGCGACCGCGUCUCCCUUGAGUGCAUUGUAACAGGUACGCCCCUGCCAGUGAUAACAUGGUCUCGGCCAGACAGACGCCUGCCAGCAGACGCCAUCCUGGGAGACGGCAUUCUGAUCAUCCCAUCAGCACGUAUCGAGGACGCGGGUACUUACACCUGUAAGGCCGAGAACCAGGCAGGCUCAGUCUCCCAACACGUUGUGCUCUAUGUCAGAGUGGCCGGCGAGUUCUCCCGCCCUGAAGUGACUGCGCCCGCCAGUGCCCGGGCUGCCUUGGGCGACAGCGUGUCACUUGUGUGUGAUGCCCAGGGCUUCCCCUCACCUGACAUCACCUGGUUCCGCAAGGAUGGCAAAGAGAUGCCAACAGACUACACUAUUGUUGAUGGAGACUUACGUAUCAAUCGUGUGAGACCAGAGGAUGCUGGUACGUAUGUGUGUCACGCAGAGAAUGAGCACGGCGGGUCAGACCGUCCUGUGAGCCUGGAUGUUGGGGCACUGGUUCCCCACUUCUCACAGAACCCACAGUCCUACAUCGCCUACCAGCCACUGAACGAUGUCUACCUAGACUUCGAUAUCCUCCUCUCAUUGAGGCCCGAGUCAACUGAAGGUAUGGUGUUGUACAACGGUCAGUUUGAAGAUGGUGGUGGAGACUUUGUGUGCUUUGGACUGAAUGAAGGCUACCCAGAGUUCAAGUUUGACGUGGGGUCUGGUCCAGCAAUCAUCCGUGGCAACAACACACUGGGACUCAAUGAGUGGCACACAAUUAAACUCACCCGCAACAGGAAGAAAGGUUCGAUGGUGGUGGACAGUGAGCCUGCGUACACAGGGGAGUCCCCAGGCUACUUCACAGGCUUGGACCUUGCAGGCAACAUGUACCUGGGCUCUGUACCUAACUACAACAACAUACCCAAGGUCGUAGGAUACAGGGAGGGAUUUGUGGGCAGCAUCAGUGAGGUGAAGAUCAAGGGGGUGUCUCUGGACCUGGGGGGAGAGGCGGUGGAGCUGGUUGGGGUGGGGCAGUACAGCGCCUGCAAGGACAGCCCCUGUGCCAACGGGGGACGUUGUCUGCCUGCCAAUCUACAGUAUGGCUUCAAGUGUCUGUGUGCCCAGGGAUACACGGGGGCCAGGUGUGAAGAGACCGGGGAACAGUGCUACCCAGGUGUUUGUGGGGUACAAGGGCGGUGCUACAACCUGCCAGGAAGGGGUGGCUUCAGGUGCAUCUGUCCCCUCGGCAAGACCGGCACUGGGUGUCUCACAGAUGUGAGUGUUACCAAUCCAUUCUUCAACUCCACCUCGUUCAUCUCAUACCCCCCUAUGAACAACGCUCCGUUUGCCAUCAAUAUUGGAGUAGAGUUCAAGCCCCAGUCCCUGCAGGACGGCAUCAUCCUGUACGAGGGGGACAAUGAGGACGGCACUGGAGACUCACUAGCACUUGUGCAGAAGGACGGAUACCUCGAGUUCAGAUUUGACACCGGAUCAGGUCCAGCUGUGGUGCGUAGCCGCAAUCCACUGCGUGUGAAUGAGUGGACGAGAGUUCGUGCCAGUCGCAAUCAUCGGGAGGGCAGUCUUACCAUCAAUGAUGAGCAACCAGUCACAGUAAGAGGUUGGUCAGACAUCCAGAGUGACCAAUCCUCUCUGUCACGUUAUGACAACUAUAUCUCUCGUUACUACAACUCCUACAAACAUAUGUCUAGACGAGUAAGACGAGGGACCUCCCCCGGCAGCACAAUAGGGCUCAACCUAAAGCUGCCCCUCUACCUUGGUGGUGUGGACCCUACCAUCAUAGUGUCCCCUAGUGCUGGCGUCACACGAGGCUUUGUGGGAUGUGUGGCAGAGCUCUCCAUCAAUGACCAGCGUAUUGACCUGCUCAGGAAUGCAGUUGAAAGUCUUAAUGUAGUGGACUGUGGAGAGAGACGGCUGUGUGAGAGGAAGCCCUGCAAGAACGGUGCCACCUGUGAAGACCUGCCUGGACCAACUUACAAGUGCUUAUGCCCUGCUACCCACACUGGCAGAAACUGUGAAUUUGAGUUGAACAUGUGCCUUACCAACUCUCCAUGCCAGAAUGGUGCCCCCUGCAGUUACCGUGACGACACCUACCAGUGUGACUGCCCCCAGGGAUACUCUGGCAAGGACUGUCAGUUUGAGAUAAAGUUGCUAGACAAUUACAUGUUUGGAGGCAGAUCCUAUCUGGGUCUCUCCAAGUCCCUGUUGGCCCACUCACGCACACAGGAACGCCAGAACAUCUCCUUCACCAUGACAACUACACAGAGGGAUGGCCUGGUGUUCUGGCAGGGCGGGGCACUCGACCAGAAGCUCAUGGGAAAAGACUACAUGUCCGUAGCCCUCCAGGACGGAUACCUUGAGUACAGGUUUGACAUGGGUACCGGUCCGGCUGUACUGAAGUCCCGUUCUCGGGUCAAUGAUGGCUCUCAGCACCGGGUGGUGGUGGACAGACUGGGACGGGCUGGCUCCAUAAGCGUGGAUAGGGACGAGACUGUGCAUGGCACAUCACAGGGACCCUUGCAGAUGCUCAACGUUAAUGGAGACAUCUACUUUGGAGGACUUUCAAACCUGGCCUUUAUGACAGACAAUGCUCACAGUAAGAACUUUGAGGGCUGUAUAGGGAACAUAAGUAUCACUGGGAGGAGAAUCCUCUUGAAAGAGGACGCAGUAGGAGCAUAUAAUUUGGAGGCAUGUUCACCGUAGGACAUGCAAGUCAUAGGUUCAUAGUGUACAACAAUUUACAGUUACAUUGUGUACAUUUGCGCAAAUAGAAAUAGUGAACUCAAUAAGAUUGUUAAUGCAUAAUUAGGUUGCUCUUCAAGACGGUGAAGACCACCUGAAAUGGGUCGUCACAAAGCUACAGUGAAGUAAAUAUCAUGCAGAAAACGUAAACAUAGUUAGAAGUCUGGCUUUUGUUUUAAUUGGAAAAUUGUAAAACUGUUGAACUUUUAAUAUGGCCAUUUGAGAUUGUAUUCAGAGAUGUUUGCUGUCAGCACCAGUGCUGCAUGUUGCUGUGGUAACCAUGGGUGGGUGGUGUGCUUCGGUAGACAGCUAGCAAUGUUGUCAUAGCUUGCGUGACAGUGGGUGUGGAAGUCUGAUGUAUUGCUUAUUUACAUAGUCUUUUUAAAUCUGUAAAAACUUAACAUGUUAUAAAUAUUAGAUUGUAUUGUGUCUGUAUUGGAUCUGAAGAUCAUUUAAUGUAAGAAACAAGGUGUGCAAGUACAAAUUAUUCUAUAUAAAUAUUGUCAUAUUAUGUUAUGUUAAGCAUUCACUAAUGUAUUUAAGAUCAUAGUACACUUUUGAAUAAAUUCAAUACAUUUUUACAGUAAUCCCAACGCACAAACUAACAAAAUGUUAAACAGGUUGCAAGUGAUUUAUUCAUGUGUACAGUCCUAACAAAGAACACCCAUUAACAAUGAAAUGUAAUGUACCGGUAGUUAUUCUGAGAUUGAAGUGUGUGUGUUAAUGUUUGCUAUCUAUGUAUACUUUCUAUACCAAUGUGUAUCGCUUACUAUACUGUCAAACUGACUGUCAUGAUAAUUAUGUAUGUUUUGUUAGUUGUGUCAAUCCUACAUUGAAAUCCUACUUACAUUUUGUGUAUUUGCCAAAAACUAAUCAAAGAAUUAUUGAAUUAUAUGAAAGUUAAUUAAAAAGAAACGACACAGAACCAACAAUGCUGUUUGUUUUACGGAUAGAUAUUUUCAACAUUACUUGUGUUAUGGAGGUAGAUAAGUUAAUCAAACUUAAAUGAUCAAUUAAUUAGUAUUUUAUACAUCUGUUUUAAACUGGAUGUGUUUCAAUGUCAGUGGUUUAAAUGGGAAUAUAUGCUUCCACUUCACGGCCAGUAUGUACAGACAGUUUCUGCAUGAAACCUUAUGCUUUUUGCCUACCAAUGUCACCUUGUUGCUCCUAUAUUGAAACUAUUUGGCCAGUGCAGUUUAAUCAUUUAGUUCAGUCCUUGAGAUGUUCCACAUAUCUCUGCAUUUUACCAGUUCAAGAUGCUUAAUGUCUACGGAAUGUAUCAGAUAAUAGGAUCAAAAAAGCAAAUAACUGUGCACAUUUGUCAAGCUUUUAUGUUGAAAAUUGUUAAGCACAUAUCUAGAUUGAUGUGAAUAUACAUACCAAUGACACCCGUACACUCAGCUUAUUUUAACAAAAGCAUUAUGCCUUACAAAUGUUUUAAUAUAUAUGAUAACCAAAAAAGAUUUGAAUAGAAGCAACGUUCUAUUUACUGCUUAUAGUGUUUUGUAUUUUUAAUUUAAUGAUUUAUGUUAUUACUCAUGAAUACAAUUUUGUAAUAACAUUAA